UUCAUCACUCCCCAUUACAACAGAUGGAUGCUCGCCUCCUGCACGCCUGAACCUGCACUCAGUGCUGCCUCCUUCCCCUCCUCUCCUUCUGCCUCUCCUUACUCAUUUCUUCCUCCACUUCCUUCCUCCUCAUCCAGCAGCCACUUGCCCUCCCUCCCCUCAUUUCACCUCCCGUCCCUCCAUCCGGUUUCCCCACCUGGACUUUCACCCUCUUUCUCCAGUCUCCAGCCUCAUUAUGGCGUGCUGUGGCCGCUCUCUGGACUCCCCGUGCACUCUAGCGUUGCUGGUCGGCUUCCAGUUUGCCUUUGUGCUCUACUUCUCCCUCGGGGGCUUCAGGGGUCUUGUUUCUGUGCUGGUGCACACCACAGAGCCCGAGUUCGAUUACUCCCGGCCUCAUGACGUCUACACCAAUCUGAGUCAUCUGGGAGCCCCGCCUCCCCCGCCUCGCAACUCUGGCACAGGACCCCCUGCCACCGGACCACCGUUGAGAGACUGUCAGAUCCCCUCCCCGCUGCUGGUUGGACCCGUGUCCGUCCAUCUUUCCUCUCCUCUGUCGAUGGAAGAGAUCAGACAGAGGAAUCCAUUAGUGUUGCCAGGGGGACGUUACCGGCCUCCAGACUGUGAACCCCGUCACCACACGGCAAUAGUGGUGCCAUACCGGAACCGACAGACCCACCUCCGCGCCCUGCUCUACCACCUCCACCCCUUCCUGCAGAGACAGCAGAUCCACUACAGCAUCUACAUCGUACAGCAGUGGGGGAAUGGUACUUUUAAUCGAGCCAAGCUGCUGAACGUCGGGGUGCGGGAGGCCCUCAGAGAUGAAGACUGGAGCUGCAUCUUCCUGCAUGACGUUGACCUGUUGCCUGAAAAUGACCACAACACUUACACCUGCCACAAACAGUUCCCCACACACCUGUCUGUGGCCAUGGACAAGUUCAGAUACAGGCUGCCGUACCCACAGUAUUUCGGUGGGGUUUCUGCAGUGACCCCAGACCAGUAUAUGAAGAUGAAUGGCUUCCCUAACCAGUACUGGGGCUGGGGCGGGGAGGACGAUGACAUCGCUGCCAGAGUGCGACUGUCUGGCAUGAAGAUUGUGCGCCCUCCAGUGGCCAUCGGUCAUUACAAGAUGAUCAAGCAUAAAGGAGACAGAGGCAAUGAGCAAAAUCCACGAAGAUUUGACCUUCUCAAAAGGACCAGACUCAAUUGGCGCUCUGAUGGCCUUAACUCCUUGACGUACAAGCUGCUCUCCAAAGAGCUGGAGCCGCUCUACACCAACCUCACCGUCAACAUCGGAGAAGACCCUCGUCUGCCCCCGGGUAAAGUCCCCCCUAUUCCUGUGAAAGCAACAACCCCAGCCCACCAGCGUAGCACCAGCAAGACCGGAGAUACGGCCAAACAGGAAAAGAACCAAGAGGAGGCUAUGGCAGCAAAUGUUACUGUGGCCAGGCCGGUCAGAGAAAAAACAGAAAAUUCUCAGUCGAAAAGAUCAAAUCAAACAACACAAGAGAAGACAGGAGUGAUGAAAUAAGAUGAGGUGUUUAAUUAAAAGGGCUGCAUCACAUCUGUAGCAUAAAUUGGCUUCCACCUUCAUUUUGAUCUACAAGACAAAAACAGGAGGAAAGCAACCGAGACGUGUUCUGUUGAGGGACUUUAAAUGCAGCAGCUUUUUGUGCUCACUGCAGAUUUAGGGAUAGUUAUGCAAAGAAUCAAACGAAGAAGCCAGUUUUGUUUACGGGAGUGCACUCGGGGACACUACUGGGUCACCUCUCGUGGUGACUGACAGAAGUUUGCGGUCGUGCUCAUAACUAGACCAGAAAAAGAAAGGAGAAUGUCAUAUCAAUGCAGAGGUCCAAAGAAAAACUCAAUGAAAAUGAGAGAGCGAAUCUAUAAACCUCUGCACACGGAUGUCGCAAAUUUCAAGCAAACCAGAACGUGCAGCUUCAUCCAAUCUGCUCCUGAAAAACUGCUGCUGUCCGUCCACCCCACUCCACGGUGGGUUUGUGUUUCUGUGCCUUCUCUCUUUUAUGCGCAUUUUGUAGACUGAUAUAGUUGCUUGUAGACCUUAAAAAAACAAGCAGUGAGGAUAAAGCUGAUCCUGGAUCAGAACAAACGUACUGGUUCCAGGACUGCCAUUUUAUAUUUGUGUGCAUUGAUCAAUGGUUGACCAACUCCAUAGUUAUUGGACAAUACUAGAGAUUAUAUUUAUAUAGAGAGACUUCUUUAUUUGUUUACUGUUCUGUUUUACUUGUCCUUCCUUACAGUCUGGUGCCUCUCUCUGACAUUUAGUUUAUAGACAAUCAAAUUAUAUGGGAAGAUAACUCUGUAUCCAACCACGUAACAAAAUGAGGAAAUAUUAUCAUGACUGUCUUUGCGCCUGUCAGAUAAACAUAGACUCGGCAUGAUAGUUGUUGUCUAGUUUGACUAUACUCUCGAUACAUGGAUAGACCUGUGUUUCUGAUAUUAUCUGUGAUUUUAUUAUUUUUCUUUUAGAUUAGUCAGGUAUGGGGGGUGGGGGAAAAAAAGCAAACUUAAAGGACAAUAUUGUAGGCAGGUGGCUGCACAUUUGCCAGUUUCCGAUUGUGUUUUAAUAUCUAAAGUGGUCAUGGUUGCAUUCAAGCACUGUGCAUAGAUUUAGGUCGGCAUUAAGGCCUGACGACAGUAUAUUGUGACAGACCUCAGUGCAUUUUCAAGCUACAAAUGAGCGUUUGCCUCUCCGUGUGACCUCAUCAUUGGCUAAAGUGAAGCUUUUAGGGAAGGAGACGAGGCAGUGAGAAGCAUGUAAUGGAUCGAAAUGUAAUGCUUUAUGGGCUGCCAAAUCAGGAUGUGUAUGUAGGUCAUUUUCAGUUAUCAUCUACUUGUGUAAUCUAACUUCAUAUCUCUGACAUUCUUUUGUUGUUGUUUUUUUUUUCAAAUAUCGGCCUUUAUGAAUGUGUUCUCUUUAGUGUUCAUCCUAGUUUUACCUUUUGUGAGGGGAGAGCUUAGCGGAGGGGGAACUUGAAUCUGAUCACUUGAUAGGAUUUCUCGCUGCUAUUCGACUAGGGCAACUGUAGAACUAAACUAGCUUAAACGAGACCUACUGUACCACUCUAGUUUUAUGGUGUGGGAUUGUUUUUUUUUUUUUUUAUCACACUAACAGGUAAUGUAUUACGUAGGCUAAUUUGAAUGUAUUUAUUUUAUUUAUUUAUUUAUUGAUCGAGUCACACGAUAGAGCUAAAUGUACAAGCUUCUGAUCUUGUAGUGCAGAUGUGUUUUCUUCUACAUUGUAGGCCAGAUUGUCAUCCCUUCACACCCAUAUCUCCGCGUUUCUUAUGUUAACAUCGUGCCUCGUGGAAGAAAUCCGCUGCACAGAAGGGAUGGACGGUGUUGCUGCUGGGCUGCAUGUGAGCACCCUCAAGUGGUACAGUCUGGCAUAACGCCAGCCUGGAGGAAACCGAGGACUGAAUGAAACUGCAGUGUUGUGACAUGAAUGUUAAUCGUUAACUUUCGCCAUUCACAGCUUACAGCCAAUCACAUCUUUGCACUGCUCUGUGUGGAGGGUUUUUCGUCGACGUAGUGUCACAUGAUGACUGAUAGAAACAAGAAUUACAUGGUAGAGAGUGUUUCCAUGGAUGGAUAUUGUUUUGUAGAAGGAGUAUAUGUUCAUUAUGAAGCAUUGUUGGAAUCAAAGAGUGCUGGACUGAAUACAUAGACAGACAUUUCUUAGCUUUAUACAACAUAAUUACAUUGAUUGCUUACAAAUAGAUACUAUCUUCCAUUUAUCAUAUUGCCUGGGACAAAUCCUAUAUGACGUGAAGCAGUGGCUCACUGAAAGCUUUUAAGGACAUUAUAUAAUCUCAGCAGAUUAAUCAGCAAACUGUGUGCUUACCUGGAGAUUGUUCUAUAUUUAAUAAAUAGGCUAGUUUUUAUAAAAAAAGAAGAAGGAUGUUUUUGCAUAAGUGUUGGAAAUAUUUAAUGUGUAGUUGAAUGCCAAGUCAGUAAACAGGAUUGGGAUUUCAUGGUAAGGUUUUUGUUAUUAUUAUUAUUAUUCAAAAUGUUUAUUUGAUCAUGAGAUUAUUCUGUCAUAAAAAACACACUUUUUGAGAAGUGUAUAUUUGACUGAUGGGAGCCAUCCAGGUAGAUAUGAAUGACAAGUGAGAUAUUACAUCAUUUGUAAUGGUGGGGAUCCCUGUCAUCAUUUUAGGUUGCCUUCUUUACUGAGCUUAUGCUGAAGAUGAAAGAUUGUUUGCAUUUGUGUGUGUGUGUGUGUGUGUGUGUGUGUGUGUGUGUGUGUGUGUGUGUGUGUGUGUGUGUGUGUGUGUGUGUGUGUGUGUGUGUGUGUGUGUGUGUCUUUCAACAAAGUCAGUAAAAAGGCAACAGAAACAUUGGAACAUGAUAGAUCGUAUUGUGACAGAAAGCAAAUAUGUAUACCAAUAAAAACACGUAAUCAAAA
This is a messenger RNA of Acanthochromis polyacanthus (spiny chromis), 4429 nucleotides long. It is a transcript of the gene b4galt3, whose product is annotated as UDP-Gal:betaGlcNAc beta 1,4- galactosyltransferase, polypeptide 3. The record is from RefSeq and is a predicted model, not a curated record. The transcript has 6 exons. Bases 236 to 1528 code for a protein of 430 amino acids. NCBI's taxonomy places the organism in Eukaryota, Metazoa, Chordata, Actinopteri, Pomacentridae. Gene Ontology annotation, molecular function: glycosyltransferase activity. Gene Ontology annotation, biological process: galactosylceramide biosynthetic process; carbohydrate metabolic process.